Messenger RNA from Salvelinus namaycush (lake trout), 6660 nucleotides. RefSeq names its product serine/threonine-protein kinase WNK4-like. Gene Ontology annotation, molecular function: protein serine/threonine kinase activity; potassium channel inhibitor activity; chloride channel inhibitor activity. The coding region runs from base 117 to 4949 and encodes 1610 amino acids. The transcript has 21 exons. The record is from RefSeq and is a predicted model, not a curated record. Gene Ontology annotation, cellular component: cytosol; cytoplasm. Gene Ontology annotation, biological process: positive regulation of potassium ion import across plasma membrane; negative regulation of sodium ion transport; positive regulation of sodium ion transmembrane transporter activity. Lineage: Eukaryota; Metazoa; Chordata; Actinopteri; Salmoniformes; Salmonidae.
UUGAAGACGUGCGACCAGAGACACGGUUUGAGGAAUACUCGGAUUGAUGUGAUUUAUUUUUCGUCUGUCUAUGAGCAAGAACACGACCAAGUAAAUUAUAUUUGGCGGAUUUAAACAUGCACUUUUUACUAGGGAGAACUCGAGAACGACCUUCAUUCAGGUUGAGCCUUCGUUCGGAUUUGCACUAUCCACAAGUUGGGACACAAGACCCACCUGUUGCAUUUCGCGGCAAAACUCAUAAAACAGACAUGUCACAGCUUGAGGUCGACAUGGCCGGACUGGGUUUCUCCAAAUUACCUGCUGGGUUCGACGCCAACUCCUGUUUCCCUGGCCGAAUACCACCAAGGCGGAGGAGACACUCGGCAAACUCCAGGAGAAACUCGUACAGGUUGAGCAAAAUAAAUACCUUGGAUUUGGAGCUUGAAGUUUACGAUGAUGCCCCUCUCUCCAAAACUCACUCCUGGUCUGCUGAUGAUAUUUUAGCAGAAACAGCGGCAGAGGAGAAAAAGGUGGACUCAUCAGUACCAGCCUCACCUGUCUCAAGCCCGGGAACGAGCACGUGCUCACCUCCUGGUACCCAAGCAUCAGACCCCAAACCACCUUUUGAUACCUGGGACGCGCCACAGCCCAGCUCGCAAGCACAGCCCAGCUCGCAAGCACAGGGCACAAGUUCAGAUUCCGAGGAAGAAAUCACUGACAAAAAGGUAACUUUAUCUCGAGCUCCAUUUGAAAGCAAACGGGAGCAAGAGGAAAAGGAUGAAAUUGAAACCAAAGCCGUGGCGACGUCACCUGAUGGAAGGUUCCUCAAAUUCAACAUUGAAAUUGGGAGAGGGUCGUUUAAGACGGUGUACAAAGGCCUGGAUACGGAGACAACAGUAGAAGUGGCAUGGUGUGAGCUACAGACGCGGAGGCUGACGAAGGUGGAGCGCCAGCGUUUCAGUGAGGAGGUGGAGAUGCUGAAGGGGCUGCAGCACCCCAAUAUCGUCCGCUUCUACGACUCCUGGAAGGACAACUGCAAGGGCCACAAGUGCAUCCUUCUGGUCACCGAGCUCAUGACGUCAGGCACCCUCAAGACGUACCUGAAGAGGUUCAAGGAGAUGAAGCUGAAGCUGCUGCAGCGCUGGAGCCACCAGAUCCUGAAGGGCCUCCACUUCCUCCACACCCGCAACCCGCCCAUCAUCCACAGGGACCUCAAGUGUGACAACAUCUUCAUCACCGGCCCCACAGGCUCCGUCAAGAUCGGCGAUCUGGGCCUGGCCACACUAAAGAGUGCCUCGUUCGCCAAGAGUGUCAUUGGGACUCCUGAGUUCAUGGCUCCAGAGAUGUACGAGGAGAAGUAUGAUGAGGCGGUGGAUGUCUAUGCCUUUGGGAUGUGCAUGCUUGAGAUGACCACGUCUGAGUACCCCUACUCUGAGUGCCAGAACGCUGCCCAGAUCUACCGUAAAGUCACCAGCGGAAUUAAGCCGGACAGCUUCUUCAAAGUAAAAGUCCCUGAGUUGAAAGAGAUCAUAGAGGGAUGCAUCCGCAUAAAUACAGACCAGAGGUACACCAUCCAAGACCUGCUGGAACACACCUUCUUCAAGGAGAACAAUGGCGUCCAUGUUGAGCUGGCUGAGGAGGACGACACGGUGAAGUCUGGCCUGAAGCUGUGGCUGCGUAUGGACGACACCAAGAAGCUGCAUGGGAAGUACAAGGACAACAACGCCAUCGAGUUCCUGUUUGAACUCUACAAGGAUGUACCCGAGGAGGUGGCCCAGGAGAUGGUGGUGCUGGGCUUCGUCUGUGAGGCAGACUACAAGCUGGUGGCCAAAGCCAUCCGGGACCGCGCCACCGCCAUCAAGCGGCAGCGGGAGAAGCAGCGCCGGAUAGCCGAGGAGGCCUUGCGCCAACAACAGGAAACUGUCAUUGAGGAAGAACCAGAGUCGGCCCCCGAGCCAGAACCGCCCACCCCCAAACCUCAAAUAGGCCUUCCCAUCAAACCGCCCAACCCCGCCCUUGUCUCGUCACCCCCUGACCAGAGUCCGCCCACUCCGACGGUGUCGAGGCCGGUGAUGUCCGUGGCUAACGGCUCGGUGGAUUCGGGGAUAAACGCCAGCUUCACAGCAGAGACGGAGGAGCAGGAGGCAGACCAGCGGCUGCACUACAACAUCAGACACGCCAGCUACUCCUCUGCCACAUCCGACUGCGAGAUGGACGGCUACCUGAGCUCCUCUGGCUUCCAGGAUCCCGGGGAUUCCCCUCUCCAGCCUCCUGUUAACUCCGCCCCUUCCUCCAUCACUCCUGUUCCGUUGCCCCUGGAGAUCCCUCGCAUCGAGGCCCUGGCCAUCAAGGCUCCUCCCCCUGACGCUCCACCAAUCCCGAAUCUCUGCUUUCCCUCGAGUAUCGCUGUAUCCAACACUAUCAUGCCCCAGUCAGGAAACGCCAGUGGUUUCUCUUCUCCUGUCGACAGCUAUGCCUCUGAUGUGACGUCAGGCUUGAGUGAUGGCAAUGAGGGCCUAUCAGAAAAGAGUGCCAACAAACGUACCGGUACCAAGCUCUUCAGGAGGAGAGCCCGCUCACGCUUACGAAUCACUGGGUUGUCUGACAAAGUGGACCGUGUGGUGGAGUGUCAGCUCCAGACUCACAACGGUAAGAUGGUGACCUUUAAGUUUGACCUGGACGGAGACAACCCGGAGGAUAUUGCUGCUGUCAUGGUCCACAAUGAGUUCAUCCUUCCCUCUGAGCAGGAGGGCUUCAUCUACCGCAUGCGUGACAUCAUCAAGCGUGCAGAGGCCCUGAUGAGGAGGGGCGAGCCCCUGAGUCUGGGGGACGCUGCCCACCAGCUCUACCCCUACCUCAGCGAAGUGGGCACCCUUUCCGCCUCGCAGCCAAACUUACACGCACAUGGACUGGAACGGACACAUUCCUCUUCAUCUUUGCCCGACUUUGCUGAGGGCAGUGUUGCUCAGCUCCGAGGCUCGUCUCCUGUGGCGCCUGUUGGAGACUUCUACAUCGACCCAAAGGCGGUCCCUUCUGUUCGUCCCCUCCGCUCUCAGUCCUUCCAGACCACGUCAAAUUCUUCCCAGACCUUCCACCCGUCUGCUUCCCAUUACUCCCAGUAUUCCCACCCCGAGGCCGUGCCCCCCAUGAUGCCCCUCAAUCAGCUGCCUCCCCUGCCCCAGCAGUACCCCAAGCCCCCCUAUGUCCCCAACACCCACUUCCCCUUCCCUUACCCUGUCACCCAUAACUCCUCAAAGCCCACCAGCGCCACCUUCACCCCCGAGACCCUCCACCGGGUCCUAAGCAACUCCAACCUCUCCUCCUCUUCCCCAUCCCCUUCCUCCUCCCCGGCCAAGCCGGCCACCCCAGGGCAGCAGCAGAGGGGUGAAACGUUACCUCUGAGCGGUGAGGUAGUGGGCAGUACCCCCCAGUCUACCCCUCCAGCUCAACAGCAGCAGAACCCAGGCAUGUGGCCCCCAAACAGCCACAACCAGCCCCUCUUUUCCCUGGCCAACGUGUUGUCCCUGGCCAUGAGCGUGGCCCAGUCCUUCAUGCCCCCCACCUCCAUGCCCAGCGGUCUGAACCCAGCCCAGUCUGGCUCCUAUCACCCCUCCAUGUUUGGCCCUCCCCAGCUGAUGCCAGGGGAGGGCCCCUACCAACCCCAGGGCAAGAUAACAGCAGGCCAGUAUCUGGACAUGUGCCAGCAGUAUGCAGACACCCAGGCUCUGCACCAACAGAGCCUGUUGAAAGCCAACGUAGUCCCAGGGUCACCCCAGCCUGGCGGACUAGUGGAUGGGACUGCUUUCAGGCAAGCUGGCUCCAGCCUCUCUCCUCCAGGAUCCAGGGCGAGUCCCCAGAUGUAUUGCCAGCUGGGGCCCAGGGUGGGGUUCCAGGAGCAGACAGACAGCUCAGCCUCCACCUCUAUCACCAGCUCCCCCUCCUCCUCAGCUCCAGACAGCCCACAGAGCACCGUGUCUUCACCCAGGCUAAGAACCUCUUCACCCCUGGUGGUGUCAGAGUCGGGAGCAAACGCUGCCAAAAACAGACUGUCACCUAUCUCUGAGGAGAAAAAGCCUACAGUUACCGUCGGCCGUUUCCAGGUCACACCCAGCAGAGAGAUCCCUGCAGCCUCCGCUAGCCCUGCCCAGGAUCCUCCCCAAACCCACCCACAACACCAAACCCCGCCCACAGUCACCGUUAGCACCACCCCUUCCUCCCGGGACAGUGAAUCUGAUACCAGCACCGAGGAGCAGGGGGGCGAAUCAGAAAGCAGCAUUAGCACUGUAACCGUGUCCCCUCCCCAGCGAUCCCCCGGCGGGCCCCUGUGUAACAUAGACAUCGCCCACUCCUUGUCUGGAGGCCCUAAGCAGACAGAGCAGGAGGACCAGCAGGAGAGUGAGGAGGAGCCCGACAAAGAGCCCGACAAGGAGCCCGACAAGGAGCAAAAGGAGGGAGAGGAGGAUGAGGAGGAGGAGCUGAGGAGAAGGGGGGGCCGGAGGCUGAGCCUGAGCCUGUGGGAGGGUACAGCGGGGAGCCCCCAGUUUAGCGGGAGCAACCUGAACCAGCCCUGGAUGAGCUACACACGCAGCGCCUCGUAUGUCAGCAGUGACGAGACAGAGAGCGAGGACGAGAAUAUGUGCGAGGAGCUACAGGAACUCAGGGAAAGGCACCUGUCAGAGGUGCAGGCCCUCCAGCUCACUCAGAAGAGGGAGAUUGAGGCACUGUAUGAGCGGAUGGGAAAGGUGCCUCCCCUUGGCAUCAUGUCCCCCGCCGCCAUGCUCAACAACCGCCAGAGGCGCCUCUCCAAGAGCGGCAACUAUCCCGGCUCGCGUAGGAACAGCCUGCAGAGACUGGAUAUACUGCCCCCUGCAGGGAUCAUGCGUAAAAACUCAGUCAGUGGCAGCAGCAGUGGCUCUCAGGAGAGGUCCAGUAAAGGGGUGACCUUUGCCCCCGACUACAACCGGAUGUGAGACUCGUCUCCCUAUGUGAUCCAGAGGACAGGGGGUUGGGGCAGGUGAUACUGUGGCCAGCCGCCUCCCCUCCCAACCACCAACCAGGAAGAGAGGGAGCCCAAUGAUGACCAAUAAGUUGCCAAGCCCAGUGCUGAACAGAUAGCUCCCAGCCUGAGCCUUGGGAUGGGGAAACCGGAUGGCCAGAAGACAUGGGCCUUUUCUCAAUUGGAUUUGCUCAACUCCUGCAUCCUCUGUCCUCUCUCCUCUGUCCUCUCCUGCCUCCUUUUGAAAAGGGUAAUUGAGGAGAGGUAGCAAGGAGAGUGAACGAGGACGAAAAUGCGCUUGUAAGAAAUUAGACUUCUUCUCCACUCAGGCAAAUGAUGUUUACAGGGGUGGAUCCCAAAACAAAUGUGUAGAGUGAUAAAAACAAAUGAAGUUAGUUGUUCAAGACAUUUUAUAGAUACAACUAUACGUAGCAUAUUGUUUGUAAACAUGUGCAUGCUUUUCUCCAUCAAAAAAACAAAAGCUGAUUCAAAGGGGGUGUGGCAGAUUUCAAAAUUAUUCCGUGAAGGACUCAGGUAGGACACACAUGACUAUCAUCCAUGAAAGAUGGCUAACAAGGAGGAAGAAUACACUUCUGUUUGCCUCGACCACUUAACAGUUUCUGAGUCACGGAAGAGAGAGGACGAAGGAGAGGUUGGAGGACGGACUUUAUCCCAAAUGAGAAAAGGCCAUGGUCAUCCACACAAUGGGCCUCACUAAACACUCCUAACGACGAUAGAUAAGGAUCUCAUUGUCAGAGCACCAAAGCACCCUAUCUGCCAUCUGGUUCAUGUGCAAUACCAUGAGUUAGUAUUGUGACACCAAGCCAAGGAAGUCCCCCUCCCGAUCUUAAGGAUGCUAAGCUUUUAUAGCUGUGUGUAGCGUCAGGUCAAAUGGAAAGUGAGGAUAGGAAGGCUAAAGGUGUGUGUUCCUGCGUGUGCUAGCCCUGGAAAACACACAUCCCAGAAGCCCUGCUCUCUCCUGCACCUCGUCAUCCAACUGCUGCAAGCAGGAACUCCCCUUAAUACAAUAUGACCCUAUUCAAUCCGAAGUGCUGAAGUUCUGCUUAAUGUUGCGAUUGACAACUAAAGGCAAUGUUCCUGCGGUCACGGAGACUAUUCACGGUAAACGCUGCAUGUCUGCUCAAUCUGAAAAAAACGUAACAUUUUUACGCGGGUCAUCUGCAAUACUUCGACGAUAUGCAUUGAAUCCAGCCCUAGCUAGACAGUGUUUUACUGUCCAGAUGUUAUGAAUCAGGAGAUAAGAUAGCUUUAGCAGGAUGAGAUGUAAUCAUUGCCUUCAAAACAGUGUAUUUGUAGGGUUUAUAAUAUUGCGUAAGGAAUGAGAUGAACAAAUAUGCAUCUAUCUAAUGUAUUGACCGGCAAGUCAGGUAAGCAGUUUUCCAUUUUGUAGCCCCGCUUACUUGGUGUGCCUGGCGAACUAAAUCAAGUACACCUAAAUAAGAGUCAAUCCAAGCUGCCUGCAAGUAUCAGCAAAACAUCAGAGCUGUCUUUGGUGUAAACAAAUGUUAAUGAAGCAACACAAAUCACACAUGGUGCAUGAAAAACUAAAUGUCACUUUAUUGAACGUACACUGAACAAAAAUAUAAACGCAACAUGUAAAGUGUUUGUCCCAUGUUUCAUGAGCUGAAGUAAAAGAUCCCAGAAAUGUUCCAUAUGCACAAAAA